Solanum dulcamara is the source of this 420-nucleotide messenger RNA. RefSeq lists its product as uncharacterized. The transcript has 2 exons. Bases 1 to 420 code for a protein of 139 amino acids. Lineage: Eukaryota; Viridiplantae; Streptophyta; Magnoliopsida; Solanales; Solanaceae. The record is from RefSeq and is a predicted model, not a curated record.
AUGGUGGAGGAUAUUGUUGAGGUAUUUAUGGACAAUUUUUCAGUGGUAGAUGAUACUUUUAAUGACUGUUUGUUAAAUCUUAGCAAGGCAUUGCAGAGAUGUGUAGAGGGGUUAGAGGUCGAUAAGGCAAAGAUAGAGAAAUUGCCUCCUCCCAUCUCUAUAAAGGGUGUUUGCAGCUUCCUAGGCCAUACAGGUUUUUAUAGUCUUUUUACCAAAGAUUUCUCUAAAUUUGCACACCCUUUGUGCAAGUUAUUGCAGAAGGAGAUAAAGUUUUACUUUAAUGAGGCAUGCAUAAAAGUGUUUGAUUGCUUGAAGGAGAAGUUGAUCUCAACCCCGAUGAUUGUUGCUCCUGAUUGGUUUGCCUCAUUUGAGAUCAUUUGUGAUGCUAGCAGUGUUGCUUUGGGGGUUGUGCUAGGGUAG